This is a messenger RNA of Morus notabilis, 1199 nucleotides long. Its product is annotated as mitochondrial amidoxime reducing component 2. The record is from RefSeq and is a predicted model, not a curated record. Lineage: Eukaryota; Viridiplantae; Streptophyta; Magnoliopsida; Rosales; Moraceae. The coding region runs from base 1 to 993 and encodes 330 amino acids. Gene Ontology annotation, molecular function: catalytic activity; molybdenum ion binding; pyridoxal phosphate binding. The transcript has 8 exons.
AUGAAAUGGGAAGUACGAGCAGAAUCUAAUAAAGGGGAGAGAGAGAGAGAGAGAGAGAGAGAGAGAAUGGAGACGGAAGAAGAAGUAGCAAAAGUGUCGUCAAUACUGAUAUACCCAAUCAAAUCGUGUCGCGGGAUUUCUCUUCCUCAAGCUCCUCUUACUCCUACUGGAUUUAGAUGGGACCGGCAAUGGUUAGUGGUGAACAGCAAAGGGAGAGCUUAUACCCAGAGAGUAGAACCAAAGCUCGCUCUUGUUCAAGUUGAGAUGCCCAAAGAAGCUCUUGUUCAGCCUUUUUGGGAGCCAACUCAAUCCUCCUUCCUAGAGAUAAAAGCACCCGGAAUGGAUGUGCUCAAGGUUUCCCUGAGUGGGCCGCGGGAAGUGGCUGAUGGUGUAUCUGUCUGGGAAUGGUCUGGCUCUGCCCUCGACGAGGGACAUGAAGCCUCAACUUGGUUUUCCACUUUUCUCGGAAAACCCUCUCGCCUCGUCCGCUUUAAUGCUGCUUCAGAAACAAGGCCUGUGGAUCCUACGUAUGCUGCUGGCCACAAAGUCAUGUUUUCUGACCUGUAUCCAUUUAUGCUACUAUCUCAGGGGUCAAUGGAUGCAUUGAAUGAGGUUUUGAAGGAACCGAUACCAGUUAACCGGUUUCGACCCAACAUUGUGGUUGAUGGUUGCGAACCAUUUUCAGAGGACGUAUGGACAGAGAUCAAAAUAAAAGAUUUCACAUUUGAAGGUGUCAGGCUGUGCUCCCGCUGUAAGAUUCCUACAAUCAACCAAGAGACUGGCAUUGCAGGACCCGAGCCAAAUGCAACUCUCAAGGCAAUCCGGUCAGAUAAAGUCUUGCGUCCUACUCAAAAACAGCAAGGAAAGAUUUACUUUGGGCAGAACAUGGUGUGGAAGGACCGUGUUGCCGAUGGGAAGGGAAAGAUGAUGAAAGUAAAAGAUCCUGUUUAUGUCAUUAAGAAGGUCUCCAGUGCUGCUGAAGCAGUUGCUUGAACUUUCUAGGAUACAACUGUGUUAUUAUAUCUCUGUGGUAUCCACAGUUAAUAAAUAAAACGAGAGAGAGAGAGAGAGAGCCAGUCAUGUGUGUGUGUACAUGUACUAUGAACAAGAAAACAAGAUAUUAUAGAGUUGGUGAUGGGCAUUCUAUUGUAGUAUGAAUAAGAAGAGAAAAGCUACUUCUCUGUUGCUUCUUGAUCAAA